UGAACGCUUUUAUUGUGUCAAGUCCCAGUUCUGUGCGGGUACCCGGAGUGCGCGGUUUUGGCGCGCGUUUUGCCGCCAUUAUUGUUUUUAAGUGACGUUUUGUUUGUUAAUUGACCAGUGGUAGUUCAAAGAUUACAAGAUGAAUAAAAAAUCACACAAAAAAAAGAAUAAGAAGAAGGGAAAGAAUGACGGAAGAAACAAAGAGAAUGUUAUAGAAGCAGAGAAAGAGGUAGAAGAAUCGGUUCCAGAAGAUACACCGAAGAAAGAACUAUGCUAUGAGAUCAAACACUCUGAUGUUAUGGGAAGAUACGUGGUGGCGACUCGUGAGAUCAAGCCCGGUGAGGUGAUCAUGUCGGAACCAGCUCUGGCCGUGGGUCCUUGCGCCGGCUGCGGGCUGAUCUGCCUCGGCUGCUACCGCGAGCUGGACGAAAGCAGCUUGGUCAAGUGUGCUGGUUGCAAGUGGCCUCUCUGCAGCAGCACCUGCCACGGCCUGGGCAAAUACACAGGCCAUUCUACGUAUGAGUGCCAGGCUCUGAAGGCUGUACCACCAGACUACUCCAACCUGGAAGACCUUAAAGACUCCUACCACGCUCUCAUGCCAUUGAGAUGUCUCCUCCUCAAAACAGCAGAUGGUGCGAAGUGGGCAGUGAUAUCCACCAUGGAGUCGCACAACGAGCUCCGCCGCGCCAGAGGAGACAUAUGGCCAAUGAACCAGAGGCUGGUAGUAGACCGGCUGAAGAAGUGGAAGAUGGGCUUCAAUGAGGAGGAGAUACACACCGUGUGCGGGAUAUUGGAGGUAAACGCAUUCGAAGUGGGCGGCACGGGCGCGAACGCACGUGCGCUGUACGGUACGGCGUUCCUAUUGGCGCACGCGUGCGCGCCGACCACGACGCACACGGACGCUGAGCGUGCACGUGGUCGCCCGCUCACCGUGCGCGCUGCCGUUGCUCACAAGCCCGGAGAUCUGAUCACGCUGUGCUACGCGUAUACGCUGCAGGGCACCCUAAAACGUCGCGAGCACCUACGCCUAAGCAAGUUCUUCGAAUGCGCAUGCGCACGGUGCGCAGACGCGACCGAGUUGGGCACGCAGGCGAGCGCGCUGGUAUGCCCGCGGUGCGGCGCGCGCGUGCUGUCUGCCGCGCCGCUGCGCCGAGACGCGCCGUGGCGGUGCGUCGCGACGCAUUGUGCGUACGAGAUGCCUGUCACUGCUAUACAGCUGCUGCUGCAGAGACUGACAGAGGAGCUGGAGGGUAUAGACGCGAACGACGUGUCCGAGUUCGAGGGCUACCUGGUGAAGUACCGCAACGUGCUGCACCCCAACCACUACCUGUGUCUGUCCGCGCUGCACUCCCUCAGCCAGCUGUAUGGGAAGGUAUCAGAGUACAUGAUCCACGAGAUGCCGGAGUCGCUGCUGAACCGCAAACUGGAAAUCUGUCGAAACCUCAUGAAGGUGUUCGAUGUCAUUGAGCCGGGAUACUCCAGGUUACGAGGUAUCACGUUGUACGAGCUCCAUGCUCCCCUAAUGGUGCUGACCACAAGAGACUUUGAGAGGAAGUCCAUCACCAAAGACUGCUUGAGAAGCCGCUUGAAGGAGAUCGUGGGCUACCUAUCGGAGUCAGCUCUGAUCCUGGGUUUUGAGUCGCCGCACUCCCCCGAGGGUCUGAUGGCUGGUGCAGCGAGAGAGGCUUUAAAGAAGAUCAAGACUUGGGAGCAGAUCAUCGGGAAGAUAUCAUGAAUGUAGAUGACGUGCGAGUAUGGUUAAUGGUGUCGAAAGGCUGACUGUGAUCGGUGGAAGGAAAUAAAGCGUCUAUUUUGAAUAUUUCAUUAAUAUUACUAAUUCUUGGCAGUAGAUUGUAGAAUCUUUAAGUAUUCUAAAUUAAAAGACAUUAAUUUGUGUGUAUAAAUUAAUAUUAAGUAUUUAUUUUUAUUUUGUUAACGUGUUGGUCUGUAAAUAUUAUUUUACUUGAUUUUAAGUUGUCUGUUUUGUAAAACUUAUUAUUUUUCAGUUUUUAUACCCAAUUUGGUACUUUGUAAGUAAUGCUGGAAUAUCAGCUGUAAAAGGUUUUUAUUGACAUUGUACUUAGUUUCGUAUAAAAACUGGCGAGCGGAGCGAGCAAAAAUAAAAAAUUAUUUGAAUAUAGUCAAGUGUCAACAGGUCGUUAAUCUUCAAACAUUGUAUAAUACCUAGGUUAAGAGAACUUGAGUGCCUAGUAAUGAAGGUAUGCAUUUCUUUGUUAUUCAUUACACAAAUGUGCAAUUUAUUGAUGAAACUUAUAAAAUACUUUUGUAUCGGUUGCCAAAGAAUUUCUAGUCCCACUAUUAUAUUUGUUAAUGGUUAAUUUUUGUCAAAAUUUAAUUUUAUAAACGUGAAAAGAGAAAGUAGUUGAUUGUCUUCUUCGUAUUUAAUUUGUU
Aricia agestis (brown argus) is the source of this 2412-nucleotide messenger RNA. It is a transcript of the gene SmydA-4, whose product is annotated as SET domain-containing protein SmydA-8. Lineage: Eukaryota; Metazoa; Arthropoda; Insecta; Lepidoptera; Lycaenidae. The transcript is spliced from 12 exons. The record is from RefSeq and is a predicted model, not a curated record. The coding region runs from base 140 to 1735 and encodes 531 amino acids.